This is a messenger RNA of Stylonychia lemnae, 516 nucleotides long. The record is from the annotation of a GenBank genome assembly. Lineage: Eukaryota; Ciliophora; Spirotrichea; Sporadotrichida; Oxytrichidae.
AUGAAAACCCUACCAGGGGCUUGUGCUACUUUAGUUUAUGUCAUCAUCCUAAUCUUAUAUUUAGCUUUUCAACUUCGUUCUAUUGGCGAAGUUUCUCAAGUUGUUUAUCAGUAAUCGUUUACGGCUCUAGAGGAUCAAAAAUUGGAGCUAACUGCAGAUAAUUUUCAUUUUGAACUCUCUGUGGGAGCACAAGAUUAAUUAAAAGAUUUGAUGGAUGUAUAAGGAUAUCUCAGUGUUUACGGGAGAGUGUCUAAUUACAAUAAUCAAGGAAUAUUAAACUCUACGUUAGACAUCAUGUUCAGACCAUGUAGUCACAAUGAUUAAUACUAUGAUAGAUUUGUUAGUUUUUGCUUAUUAAAUGGAACGACUAUAACUCUUGACAAUCGAAAAUCGAAAUUGAAUAUAUACUUGACUAAAUGUGAUAAGAGACUGAACAUAUAUGGUACUGUUUAAUGCUAUUAAAGCAAUAAUACUCAGUUAUUCAAAUACAUCAAUGAGCGCUCUGUUUAAGUCUGA